Molecule: messenger RNA, 471 nt
Organism: Brassica oleracea var. oleracea
Lineage: Eukaryota; Viridiplantae; Streptophyta; Magnoliopsida; Brassicales; Brassicaceae
Exons: 1
Coding region: 1-471 (156 amino acids)
Molecular function (GO): RNA-DNA hybrid ribonuclease activity; nucleic acid binding
Source: RefSeq, a predicted model, not a curated record
AUGAACAGUCAAGAAAAGAAAAUCACCACCACCACGCAAAAUCCCAACCCGAGCUCCGUCGCAACGAACUGUUCGGUCGUCAAUAGAGACGCGGCUUGGAGAGCUACAAAUCAAACUGCUGGUCUUGGUUGGACAGUGAAAACCCUCGAAGGAACUGCUGAAUUCACUCUAACUGCUCGUUUUGUUGGUUCAGCUUUGUCUGCAGAAGGACUAGCCAUGAGAGAGGCUCUGGCUAGAUGCAAGGAAAGGGGACUUAAACGGCUGCGAUGCGAAUCUGACUCUGCUCAACUGAUAAAAGCUCUCACCUCAGGAGAGGCUCAACCGGAACUAUAUGGGAUUAUCUCGGAUGUUUGUAGGUUCUCUAGUUAUUUUGAUGAAAUCUCCUUCUCUUGGAUAUCAAGGGAAAAGAACAAUGUUGGACAAGCUAAACAAUGUUUGGUUGAGGAAGAAGUCUUUGUGCCUGGCACCUAA